GAGAGACAAAGAGAGGAAUAGAAAGGAAAAGAGAGAGAGAGAGAGAGAGAGAGAGAAAUAGAAAAUUAAAAAGGAUUGAAUGAGCGUUCAACAAGAGAAUCCCGCAUUUGCAACAAUAGACAAACUCAAUGUCAUUUACGAAGCUGGUCUCGAUGGCCAAGGUAGGCCGGUGAUUGUUCUUUGCGCAUGCCAACUACCAAAUCCAGAUGUGAUGGACUAUGAUACUGUAUUGGCGCAUGUCCUGACCAAACUAGAUACUUUAACGGAAUCUGAGUAUGUGCUUGCCUUCUUUGCUUCACCUGCUUACUAUCGGCCUUCUUGGAUGUGGCUACUAAAGGUGUAUCGAGCCCUUGAUCGAAAGUACAAGAAGAACCUAAAAGCAUUGUAUGUCGUUCAUUUGGAAGGUGCCUUUCGUUACAUCUUUGACUUUGCUAAUCGACUGAUGAGUCCAAAGUUUGCAGAGAAGCUAUUCUACAUUUCCCAUCUGGAGAACCUUGACCCUAUCCUACCCCUCAGAAAUUUGAAUUUGCCUCAACCAGUCAUUGAUUAUGAGUUACAGCUUCCGUCUGUAAACGCCUCGUCUUCGACUGCAACUGUGGAUAAACGUAGAGGAACGACUGGGUUUGGCUCAACCGGAAAGUAUGGUACUAGACGCAACACAACAGAGGUAGCUAUGGCGUUUGGGAGGACCCUUGACGAUCUUGCAGAGAUCGACAGGAUAACGGGUGUUAAUAUCGGAGAAGACUAUAUACCGCCUGUGUUAUGUUUAAUGAUUGAGCAUUUAAGACAACAUGGCAUGGAUCAAGAGGGGAUUUUCCGCAAGUCUCCGUCAAGUGUUGAGUUUAAACAAGUGAAACAUGCCCUGAACAAGCGUAUACCGGUGGAUCUCAAGAAUUACGAUAUACACAUAUCUUCAAACCUUGUAAAGACAUUUGUAAAGGAGUUGCCGGUGCCGCUACUGACAUCAAGAGAUGUCCAUUGUUUGGAUAAAGCUACGGUUAGGCAAGAACGGGUGGGACAGAUGCAAGGAGUUAUUAGCCGUUUGCCUCGAUAUGAACGCAAUGUGCUACAAUACGUCCUUUGCUUUCUUGGUGAAGUAGCCGAUCAUUCAGACGUCAAUAGCAUGACCAUCAAUAACUUGGCUAUUCUGUUUGCGCCUAACCUUAUUCAUCAUCAACCAGCUUCUGCCACCGACCAAUUCACCACUCAGGAAGAGGCUCUUAAACGCGCUAAUAUAUAUUUGACUGAAUUACAGAAUAGUAUCGACUGUUUGCAGUGGAUGAUCCUCGAACACAGAGCAUUAUUCUCUACUGACAAAAGCUUAAAUAAAUAAAAUAAUAUAUAUAUAUAUAUAUAAAAAACACGUCUUGCUUUGUACAAU
Molecule: messenger RNA, 1381 nt
Organism: Phycomyces blakesleeanus NRRL 1555(-)
Lineage: Eukaryota; Fungi; Mucoromycota; Mucoromycetes; Mucorales; Phycomycetaceae
Exons: 8
Coding region: 80-1333 (417 amino acids)
Biological process (GO): small GTPase-mediated signal transduction
Cellular component (GO): cytoplasm
Molecular function (GO): GTPase activator activity
Source: RefSeq, a predicted model, not a curated record